CAUCUACUAUACUAAUUAAUCAUCCUUGUUUGUUCCAAUUAUUAUUGUCACACAUUGCACUUGAUAUACCAUGGUUAUAAAUACUCAAGUGCAUUAUAUUUCAUUUGCUUUGUUUCUUUGUUUAGGAUUAUGGGCUUUUCAAGCCACAUCUCGUACUCUCCAAAAUGAUCCUAUGUAUGAGAAGCAUGAGCAAUGGAUGAAACAGCAUGGCAAAGUCUACAAGGAUUUACAUGAAAGGCAAAAACGUUUUGGGAUAUUCAAAGAAAAUGUGAAUUAUAUUGAAACUUCCAACAAUGUUGGAAAUAAAACUUAUAAAUUGGGCGUUAAUCAUUUUGCUGACUUGGCUAACCAUGAGUUUGUAGCAUCUAGAAACAAAUUCAAUGGUUAUUUGCAUGACUCAAGUACAACUACUUUUAAGUAUGAAAAUGUAAGUGAUGUACCAACUGCGGUGGAUUGGAGGCAGCAAGGAGCAGUGACACCAAUAAAAGAUCAAGGAAAAUGUGGAUGUUGUUGGGCAUUUUCCGCCGUUGCAUCAACCGAAGGAAUUCAUAAGUUGAGUACAGGAAAUUUGGUUUCUUUAUCAGAACAAGAACUUGUUGAUUGUGACAUAAAUGGUGAAGACCAAGGUUGUGAGGGUGGUCUUAUGGAUGAUGCUUUUGAAUUCAUCAUAAAAAAUAACGGACUCAGCACCGAAGCUGAAUACCCUUAUCAAGGUGUUGAUGGAACAUGCAAUACAAAUGAAAGAGGUAUCUCUGCUGCUACGAUUUCCGGGUACGAGAAUGUCCCCAUCAACGAUGAGUUAGCACUACAAAAAGUUGUUGCUAAUCAACCAGUUUCUGUUGCCAUUGAUGCUAGUGGCAACGACUUUCAAUUUUACACAAGUGGUGUCUUUACCGGUUCAUGUGGAACUGACUUGGAUCAUGGUGUCGCUGUAGUGGGUUAUGGUGUUAGCGACGAUGGGACCGAGUAUUGGUUGGUGAAGAACUCAUGGGGAACUCAAUGGGGUGAAGAAGGUUACAUCAGGAUACAAAGGGGUGUAGAUGAUUCAGAAGGACUAUGUGGCAUUGCAAAGCAACCAUCUUAUCCAACUGUAUAAUUAUAACAUUUAACACCAUGAUUCCUACCUAUGUAUAGUUCUAUUGUAUUUUUAUUUUCUUGUGAAUAUCAUAUCUAUCUCCCAUGCAUGCUUUUGUUUAUAUAUUCAAUGUAUCAUCUACAUGGAACCAUUGUAAUUAUCAAUUACUAUAUACAAUGAAAAAGAGUCAUUUUUAUUA
This is a messenger RNA of Trifolium pratense (red clover), 1274 nucleotides long. RefSeq names its product senescence-specific cysteine protease SAG39-like. Bases 71 to 1096 code for a protein of 341 amino acids. Lineage: Eukaryota; Viridiplantae; Streptophyta; Magnoliopsida; Fabales; Fabaceae. The transcript is spliced from 2 exons. Gene Ontology annotation, cellular component: lysosome. Gene Ontology annotation, molecular function: cysteine-type endopeptidase activity. The record is from RefSeq and is a predicted model, not a curated record.